UGGAGACUACAGUCAGCACUGUGACAGUAUUAUAUAGUAUAUUGUAAUUGUGUUUCAUAAUAUUCGUGGGUAUUUAAACCAGUCAGCCAGUGGCCAAAAUGCUAGUACGUUUACACAUUGCUAUUUCAUCUCCAAGGUUACUGACAACACAGCAAGUGGGACUCAUUGAGGAGGAAAGAACACAGUAACUUUACUCCAGUCAGAAGGACAAACAAAAAGAUGAGGUCCGGCUCUUCCUAUGCUGCCGCUACAUUAGAGCAUGAUCUCAAUGUGCCACUAUCGGUCCUGGAUGACCACAGGACACCAGAGGGCUGUCCACAGUCUGUCAGUGACCCACCCACCUAUUGUAUCAGAGCAGCAGGAGUUCUGAGGUACAAUCGGGAGUCUGACAACCACAGGAUAAACUUAAUAACCAUUCUUCCAGAGUCCCAGCUUCUGACAGAAUACCCAGUGAGAUGUGAAUACUGUGGACAAAAGGCCCAACCUUCACUGGAUCUUACAUGGGCACAGGGGCCAGAGACCGCGCCACUGUUCUGCUGUGUCCAGCGGCAGCAGCUGUGUAAGAUGCUGGGGAAGUGGAGGCGUUUGGUUGAGAGGAGAUGUGACCUGAGGGCUAGUACUCCAACAUCAUCAUCAUCAUCAUCAUCAUCAGGAGAACAGUCAGCCACAGAGAUGAAGGAGCUUCUCUUCCAAGGCAAAAAGAUGGAGGAUUACAACAAGUUUAUCCUGGACUUACCGAUUGGACUUGGAGAACACUCAGAAUUGAGGAUCUACGAGGAUUACUCAAUCCAAUUACCUGUAGCAGAAACCUUUGCCCCAACAUCAAAGGUCCUCAGCUUCCGGCUCUCUUGUGCUCCAGGACAAGGAUGCUGGACAGUGUAUCCUUGUAGCGCAACUGAGAAGCACUUGAAAAUAAAAGAGCAAGAGGAGCAGGUGUUAGUCCCUUUUUGUGACCACAAGCCACUUCAGUUCGUAAGUUAG
This is a messenger RNA of Sander lucioperca (pikeperch), 981 nucleotides long. RefSeq lists its product as uncharacterized. Lineage: Eukaryota; Metazoa; Chordata; Actinopteri; Perciformes; Percidae. The record is from RefSeq and is a predicted model, not a curated record. The transcript is spliced from 8 exons. The coding region runs from base 220 to 981 and encodes 253 amino acids.